CUAGUAGUCACCGUCCGAUGGAGUUCAAGACCGGGCAGGUCACUCCUGGGUUCCUUGCGGCGAGAAAUAUACGGUCCAGUGACCUCCCCACUACCUUGGCCCCGACUCUCAGUCUCCGAACCUGGCCCGGUCGAAGUCUACCCGGACUUCUCUGUACAGUACUGCUUGUACUGCACAUAAUCUCAUUCCUCCACUAUCAAAUCCAUCCUUCUUUCCUUCCUCUGCGCCUUCCCUCAAAUCCCCCCACAGCUCAUCAACCCUUUUCUCCCAUCCUCUCUCUACUUCUCCCUCUCUUUACCCCGUUUCCCGUUUCUAGUGUUUUUGCUUUAAAUUACAGAAACUGGUAAUUCUCUCACGUUUCGGAUAUCGCAGGUCCUCCGCCCUUGCUCUCUCGUCUCAUCAUUCCACCCUUCCUACGCCUCCAAUGCGCUCUUCGAACCACGCUUGACACCUCCCCCGGUACUCAAUCAUCCAGGCGCAGGCCCUAAACCCUCGUUUACACCAAUCUGUCAUACAUUCAAACAACGCUGAGAGAUGGUGGCUCCGGCCUCCACCGUUCCAACAUCCAUGGCUGCUCAAUCCUCCAUGGGCCGCCAGCCCACUCGCUCGGCCAGCACCCACCCGUCGCAUUCACACAAUGUACCUUUGAGCGCUCGGAGAUCUGCGCCUCUGGAUCUCUCCACGGUAGAGCGGCGCGGCCAACCCAAUGCUCCUCGUGAGCCCUCCAAGCGCGUGCGCCCUCAUGGUUUGCCCGAGGCGCCGACAUUUCGGCCAACCGAGGAGGAAUUUAAGGAUCCCGUGGCAUACAUUCAAAAGAUUGCGCCGGAAGGAAGGAAAUAUGGAAUCUGCCGAGUGAUCCCUCCGGAGAACUGGCAGCCCCCCUUCGCGAUAGAUACAGAGCGAUUCCACUUCAAGACCCGUCGACAGGAACUUAACUCGGUCGAAGGAGGAAACCGCGCGAACAUGAACUAUAUCGACGGGCUUGCCAUGUUUCACAAGCAGCAUGGAACGAAUUACAGUCGAUUGCCCAGUGUGGACAAACGCCCUCUGGACCUCUACAAGUUGAAAAAGGCCGUCGAGGUGCGAGGCGGGUUUGAGUCCGUCUGUAAAACUAAGAAAUGGGCUGAAAUUGGUCGUGAUCUUGGCUACAGCGGAAAGAUCAUGUCCUCUCUGUCUACUUCGCUCAAAAACUCAUACCAGCGGUAUCUGCAACCGUAUGAGGAGUACCUCGCCCGCGCGAAGCCUGGCGUCCAACAACAGCUUGAAAUGGAACAUGGUGGCCCCUACACCCCGUCUCCGCGUCAGUCGCCUAUGACCAAGAAGCCCGGUUUGGAGGAGAAUGGUACCCCAUCCAAAACCCGCGAUGGAACCCCUUCGAUACGCAUGGCUCCGGUGAUGAGCACCCCGGUCGAAAAGGCCACUGAUAAGCCCACCCCCUCUGUGGAGCCUACACCUCCCCCUCCGCCUCGCCCAGCUCCCUCCGGCUUCACUCCUGUUAAUGCCAGUGCAGGUGGUUUCACCGCUGUGAAUCACUCUCCGGCGUUUACUCCAGUCAACAAUGGUCCGUCCAUCAAGCACGAAGCUGAUAAUGGGGUCUCGACGCCGAAGAGUGUCUCUGAGCAUCCCUCUCAGUUCACGCCAGUGCCGAACGGACAGCCUGGACAACCUGUGAAGCGUGCCAUCAGCCAUGAUGACAGCGGCUCGCAGGCCGAGAAUGGGGAUGAUGGUGGAAGUGGGCGCCGUAGCAAGCGCCUCAAGAAAGAUAUGCCACCAACCGUGGCCGGGUCUCACAUGUCUCUCCUUCGACCAGCACCACCCAAAGGUCGCAAUGGCGUGCAAAGGACUGGAGAUAAAUGCGAGUCAUGCGGCAAGUCGGAUAAUCGCUCAACGAUUCUUGUAUGCGACAGCUGUGAGCUUGGAUACCAUACGACGUGUCUUGAUCCCACUACCACCUCGGCUUCUGAUCACGAUUGGCAUUGCCCAAAGUGCCUAGUUGGCACCGGAGAGUUUGGCUUCGAGGAUGGCGGUGUAUACUCCCUCAAACAAUUCCAGGAGAAGGCCAACGAGUUCAAAAAGCGUUAUUUCGCCUCAAAGAUGCCGUUUGAUCCGGUUCUCAACACCCACCGACGGGAGACUGAGGAUGAUGUCGAAGCCGAGUUCUGGAAGUUGGUGGUGGAUCUGCACGAGACUGUCGAAGUCGAGUACGGCGCCGACAUCCACUCUACUACUCAUGGUAGUGGCUUCCCAACUAUUGAGCGCAACCCUCUUAAUCAGUAUUCGUCCGAUCCGUGGAAUUUGAACGUUCUGCCGUUUUACGGUGAUUCACUGUUCCGUCAUAUCAAGUCUGAUAUUUCCGGCAUGACAGUGCCGUGGGUCUAUGUUGGAAUGUGCUUCUCGACUUUCUGCUGGCACAAUGAGGAUCAUUAUGCCUAUUCUGCGAACUAUCAACACUUUGGCGCUACCAAGACUUGGUAUGGUAUUCCCGGUUCCGACGCCGAGGCCUUUGAGAAUGCCAUGCGGGAGGCAGUCCCAGAGUUAUUCGAGGGCCAGCCCGAUCUUCUUUUCCAGCUUGUCACGUUGAUGCCUCCUGACAAACUUCGCAAGGCUGGUGUCAACGUCUAUGCAGUGGAUCAGAGAGCAGGCCAGUUUGUCCUUACUUUCCCUCAAGCCUACCAUGCUGGGUUCAACCAUGGAUUCAACUUCAACGAGGCUGUCAACUUUGCACCUGCCGACUGGGAGCCUUUCGGCGCUGCAGGAGUUGAGCGUCUUCAGACUUUCCGUCGACACCCUUGCUUCUCUCACGAUGAGCUGCUAUUUACAGCAGCAGCGCGAGACAAUUCCAUUACAACAGCAAAGUGGCUUGCUCCUGCGCUUGAGCGAACUACAAACAGGGAAUUACAUGAUCGUGCAUCGUUCCUCGCUCGCCAUAGAGAUGCGGCACCUCAUAAUUGCGGGCUUGGUGCCAACCCCCCCAAAGGUGAUUGUCAGCUGAAGUUCGUAGUAGAGGAGGAGGACCUCCCAGAGGAUGAUUACCAGUGCCAGCACUGCAAAGCGUACACUUACCUCACUCAGUUCCGUUGCCACAAGUCAGGCAAGACACUCUGCCUUAUGCAUGCGGAGGUCUACGACUGCUGUGGUGAACCCCCAUCACAGAAGCUGCUCGGGCCUGGUCAUACGCUUCGCUACCGCAUGAGCGACGAUCAGCUCAAAGCAGCAGUGCUAAGGGUUCAGGAACGUGCUAGGAUUCCGGAAAUCUGGGGAGAAAAGCUCGACAAGACCUUGGAGGAUGAGCCUAAGCCCCAGCUAAAGGCUCUCCACAAUUUGCUCAGUGAAGGUGAGAAAAUCCCGUACCACCUGCCUGGCCUCCAAGAUCUUGCGGCGUUCGUCCAGCGCUGCGAUAAAUGGGUUGAGGAAGCGAACAAUUAUAUCACCCGGAAGCAGCAGAACCGGAGAAAGAACGAGAAGGCGUGGCGCAAACCCGGCUCCAAGGCGGCGCAGCUGGACGAUCGCGACCGAGAAGUCCGCAAAGUGGAGAACAUCUACGCCCUUCUGGCAGAGGCUGAUAAACUUUCCUUCGACUGUCCACAGAUGGCGGCCCUGGAAGAGAAGACCCGCGAAAUCGAGAAAUUCCGUCAGGACCUUAACAUUGCCCUGAGGAACCCGCAUACCCGAUCGGCCCAAGAGAUCGAGGACCUUGUUGAAGCUGGCCGAAACUUCAACGUCGAAAUCCCGGAAGUGGAACACCUGGAAAAAAUCCAUCAGCAAAUGAAAUGGACCGAAGAAGCUGCCCGCAAACGGGAGCAAUACCUCACGCUUAAGGACUGCCAGGAUCUGAUUGUCUCUGGAGAGCAACUUGGUGUCAAGGACAAUAACGAGCAUUUGCUCCACUUGAAGGAAAUGUCUCGCCACGGUGAGGCCUGGGAGGCCAAGGCUCGGGAGCUAAUAGCCGUCGAAGCGGUUCACUAUCAACAACUGGAAGCUCUCUCCGCACAAGCCUCUCGAUUCCCCGUAUCCCCCGACACCCUCGCGGCCGUUGAUGCCAUCUUGACCAAGCAACGGGAAGCUCAGAAGCGGAUUCAGACGCUCUAUGAGAAAAGCAAAGACCCGGAAUUGAAGAACCGCCCCAAGUAUAAGGAGGUUCGGGAACUCACGGAGUCUUUGGAGCAGCUCAACAGUCGUCCGAUCGGGGCGAUUGAUCUGGAACGCGAGCAGAAACGCCAUGAGGAUUGGAUGAGGAAGGGCAAGAAGCUCUUUGGCAAGGCAAAUGCUCCUCUGCAUAUCCUGAAGUCACAUAUGGAGUACGUGGAGAACCGAAACUCUUACUGCUUCGAUUUGGAGGAUAGCUAUCGACCGCCCGUGGAGCCCUCGUCUCGGGACAACACUCCCGAUGGGUUACUUGAGACCCCUGCUCCCAACGUGUGGGGGCCGAAAUCUCGGAAGCGCGACGUCUUUUGUAUUUGCCGUCGUUCCGAAGCGGGAAUGAUGAUUGAAUGCGAAGUCUGCCACGAAUGGUACCAUGGCAAAUGCUUGAAGAUUGCGCGCGGCAAAGUCAAGGAGUUUGACAAGUACACCUGUCCCAUCUGCGACUGGCGGCAAAAGAUUCCUCGAGACGCAGCUCGACCCAAGCUCGAAGACCUGCUGGAUUGGCAGACGGAAAUGGCUAGCUUGCCUUUCCAGCCUGAUGAGGAGGAGGUUCUUGAGAGAAUUAUCAACCAAGCUACUGCCUUCCGUGACUUCCUUCAUGGUUUCACCAAUGCUGCCUGUACCACCACUGAGGAAGUACCGACGUUGAUCUUCUACCUGCGAAAGAUCGAGGGUGCCGAAGUUCUUUUGGCCUACGAGACCAAUUUCUUCCGUCAGGAGAUUCACAAGUGGGCCCCCGUUGCACCAGAGGCCCCUCCGAUCCUCGAGCAGUCUCUGUCAACCCGCAAGCCGCGCCCGACAAAGCAGCAGAAGAUCAUGGCUCAACUUGGCGUUGACCGACUGGAGGACCUUCCCGAGCACCUCCGCACAAAGCACAUGGUGGCGGGCAAGCGAAAGUCAAUCGAUGCUCAAACGUCCCGACCCACCUCUUUACAGCCCGCACCAUCUCCUCCUAGUAACGGUGUGCCCACAGCCACUGGACCCACGUUGACUCCCAUGCCGGAUGCCAGUGCGGCGGCGUAUCCUUUUUCUGCGAAUUACUCUCUUCCCGCAAGUGAUUCCACCCCUGCAUUUGCGCCAACGUCCUCUUCCGCAUUCCUACCUGGUGCCGCGGCCUCCGAGUCUCCCUCUUUCCUUCACCGAUCGCCAACGCCUCAGCAGGGCAUGGAGCCUCUCUUCAGCCCUCCCGGCUUUGGCCGUGAUGCCCAAUUUGCUAGCAGCAGUCCUCGUCAGAACUUGGACGAUGUCUUUGCGGACCUCACGAACCAAGAAGAAGUUGAGCCCGAGACCGAGCCCAUGGAGAAUCUUCACGCAACCGAAGCCCUUGAGGCUCUCAACGCUAGUAAUGGUAGCAGUCGUGCUCCAUCACCUCAUGACGAUGCAGUUCCCAAUGGGGAAGCACAAACCACCGCUGCUUCUACUGCAGAGACGAACGAGAACCCCGAGUCCGAGCUAUGAUUGUUUUUUCUCUCUGGUUGUUCUGGAAUGAUUUCUUUUUUUUUAACCCCGUCUGAACUCCUUCCGAGUCUCUCACAUACUUCAUGUUUCUGUUUCAUCUUUUUUCUUCCUUUUUCCUCCUAUGAUGGAGUGACUCUGGUCCAUUCUCCUCUCCCACGCAGGUUGAUUCUUCAUUCCGCUUUUCAAAGAUGUACUACAAGGGGUGCGGUGCCAGGGCCAGGCGAAUGUCCGCGGAGUUGAGGUUGGUUUUCUAUUGCAGCGGUUUUGAUACACUUUACCCCGGAUGGUGUUUGAUACUACGUGCCCUAUUACACCCUCUAUUUUCUUCUGUCCUCUUUUGAGAUUCUCUUUUUUUUUCGUCUCCGAUCCAGGCUAUGUUUCCUAUGAUGACCGAGGCCGUCCGUUGUUUUGGGUAUGUUUGAUUUCCCUCUUGCUCUUGCCCGUCAUCGAUAUCUUGUAUUACUAGUUGAAUGCAGCCGUUAUCCAACCGACUAUCUCGGUACUUCCUCUCCUCAGGGCUAGUCAUAUUUAGCACUUUGACGAUAGAAUUCUAUUCCUUCCGGUGUAUUCGCAGUAGUUCUGGACGUCUUCCAAGUCAUUUAUGCAAAUGAUAUCUUGGCACCUUUCGUGCAUGCAGUAUCUACCUCCAGGUUCAAGACUCUCUAUCUCGGCCCAACCAUCUUUACACGACCCGGUCAAAGUAUGCCGACAUCGCAGCUUGCCCACCAGUAUGGAUGAACAAGACAUUCACCUGUCGCAACCCAUUUUUCUCGGCAUAUUCUAUCAUUUCCUCGCCUUGUGCCCAGUGCAUCAUCCCUGCCGCGACCUUGGCCGUAUACACCGGGUCCAAUACAAUGCCUUCCGUCUCGGCCAUCAUCGACAAUGCCUGGCGCGUCUCAUCAUCGACCACUCCGUACCCCUCUCCCACAAACCGAUCAUCUAAUUGCACAUCAUCCAUGGUAAUUUCCCGUUCAGAAUUGGACAGACCAAUCAAUUGUCCCGCCCGUCUCGCAAACCGAAGCACGCGCUCUUCAUGAUAUGCGCGUGGUUUAGUCGGGGAGUUGAGAAUGCCGAUGAUAUUCCGUGAUGCCCGGGGCGAAUUCUCGGCGGCGCCCAUUCGCAGACUGUCCACUAACUUGAACCCAGCUAUUAAUCCGGCCACGGUACUCCCACUCCCGCAGGCGACGAAGAUAAAAUCGAAGCGGCCGGAGCUGCCGAGUGGGCAUUCGCGUUCUUGUUCGGCAAUCUCAAAGGCGGCUCGGGCGUAGCCUAGACCUCCGAGAUGAUGUAGACUUGCCCCGCCGGGGAUCCAGUAGGGUCUUUGGCCUGCGUUUCGGAGCUCUUCCAGGACGGGUUGUGCGUCCGUCGCUUCUGGGUCGUUUGCGUUGUACGUGCGGAUUUCCGCGCCGAGCAGUUUAUUGAUUUGCACAUUUCCUAGUUGGGCGAAGUGCUCGGGCGAGGAGCUUGUCUUGUAUCCACCGCCCGUGUCGCGGUUCAGCAGGACCAGGGCUUUGAGGCCUAGGUUCCGGGCGAGGGCGGCGACUUGGACGGUAUGGUUGCUUUGGAGAGCACCUUCCGUGACGAGGAUGGUGGCUUGGCCCUGGAGGGGUUGAGUGGUUGGAUGAAAUUCAUGGUAGUGGUAUGUCGGUCUUUGGGAGCGGAUGUCCGGGACGAUGUAUUCGAGUUUGCGGUAUUUGUUGCCUGCGCAGGCGAGCGGGGAGCCGUGGUCUUCGCGUUUGGCGAAGAUGCAAAUCCGGGGGGAAGGGUGGGCGUGGGGGGUUCUGGUGCUUAUCCGCGUGAGGGUGGGGAGGGUGUGGAUUGGAGAAGGAUCGGGGUAUAGAAUGGGGUGACGAGGGAGUUGGUUGAAGGGUGGAGGCAGUUGAGUGCUCGUCCUGGACCUCAUGUUUGGGCAAUGCGUGGUGCUUGAAUUCUGUGGCAGCGCUGGUGCUGGUGACUGUAAUGUGAUUGUUGAUCGUUGAUAUUGUGGUUCGGUGGGGGAAUUCGAUGACGUACUUUGAGAUUGGACUUGCCAAUUGGACGAGGCUCUUAAGUUACUCGGAAUUGACCCUGCAUUAAGGGCAUCCUAGGUCCGAAGUUUCAUUCCACCGCGACGCCGUCGAGCUUUCAGAUUCCCAUUUUGAUAUUUCUUGAGG
Messenger RNA from Penicillium brasilianum, 7754 nucleotides. The record is from the annotation of a GenBank genome assembly. NCBI's taxonomy places the organism in Eukaryota, Fungi, Ascomycota, Eurotiomycetes, Eurotiales, Aspergillaceae.